AUGGGCUUCCUCCCAGACUGUGGGCUGCUCUUCCUACUCAUCAGCACCCUGGGGAUGGAGAGGGGCAGUGGGGAGCUCACCUGCUCAUCUUGUCACCCCCAUGUUAUUCUGCAGGGGCAGCAAGGGGGGCACUCAGGGGAAGGAGGAAUGGGGUACAGGGUGCAGAGGAUGCAUAGAGGUAGCAUGGAUGAGAGGGGGCAACAGGCAGCUGGUGGUGAUGGUAUAGGGGGUAGUUUAGGGGAUCAGGACCAGCUUGAUGCUUCUUGGGUGGGGGGUGCCACUGGGGCUCUGAGGGUCCUCAGGGGCAAUAACUAUAUGGGAGAGGAGUAUGAGGGGGCUGGGGAUAAGGUGGAUGCAGGGGACAAGUCUCUGGGGACAUGGGGGGAGAUAGAGGAUAGAGUUGGGGAUGUCAAGGGUAAGAGUGGAGGGGGCAGUCGGUUUGUGGGUACAGGGGGCAGUCGGUUUGUGGGUGCAGGGGACAGUCGGUUUGUGGGUACAGGGAGUUUUAGGGGUGACAGAUCUGGCCACUAUAUGGAUGCCACUGAUAUUGAUCAGGGGGUGAGUGCUGCGAGUUAUGGGAGUUACAGAAAUGGACAGAAUUGGGGUUCCGAGGGGGAUCAGGAUGGGGGAGACCGGGGAGACAGCAGCCAGUUUGGGGGUUCUGGGGGGGAUCAGGCUGACACGGGCAGUCUGUUUCAGGGUGACAGCCGCACACCCCACGGGGACCCCACGCGUGGGCGCAGAUCUGAGCGAAGCCCCCGGGAGGCUGCGGGGCGCAGGGUGAUCCGGGCUCAGGCCCGGGAGCCGGACAGGGGCAGCCGAUUCCGGGCUGAGGAGCUGAGGCUGAGCAGCAGUACGUUCUCCCUGACCGGAGACUCCGCUCACAACCAAGCCAUGGUGCACUGGUCCGGGCACAACAGCAGCGUGAUACUAAUCCUGACGAAGUUGUACGAUUAUAACCUGGGAAGCAUUACAGAGAGCUCGCUCUGGAGAUCCACGGACUACGGGACGACGUACGAGAAGCUGAACGAUAAAGUUGGAUUAAAGACCAUCCUGAGCUAUCUUUACGUCUGCCCUACAAAUAAGCGCAAGAUCAUGCUCCUGACGGAUCCGGAGAUAGAGAGCAGUCUGAUGAUCAGCUCGGAUGAAGGGGCCACGUAUCAGAAAUACCGACUGAACUUUUACAUCCACAGCCUCCUCUUCCACCCCAAGCAGGAGGACUGGAUCCUGGCGUAUAGCCAAGACCAGAAGCUGUACAGCUCCUCGGAGUUCGGGAGGCGUUGGCUGCUUCUAAGCGAAGCCGUUUCACCCAACAGAUUUUAUUGGACGGUGACUGUUUCUAACCGCGAUGCCGAUCUGGUUCAUCUGGAGACAAAAACAGCCGAAGGACAUUCUCAGUAUAUUGUCUGCCGGAUGCACAACUGCUCGGAAUUGGUGAGGACCAAGCCUUUUCCAGGAAACAUCGAUACCAACUCGCUCAUCGUGCAGGAUGAGUAUGUGUUCGUCCAGUUAACUUCAGGAGGCCGACCGCACUACUACGUCUCGUACAGAAGAGAACCCUUCUCGCAGAUGAAGUUACCAAAAUACGCCCUGCCCAAGGACAUGCACGUGAUCAGCACUGACGAAAACCAGGUCUUUGUGGCCAUUCAGGAAUGGAACCAGAACGAGACGUAUAACCUGUAUAUUUCCGACACGCGGGGGAUCUUCUUCACCCUCGCCCUGGAAAACGUGAAGAGCAGCAGAGGACCCGAGGGCAACGUGAUGAUCGAUCUCUACGAGGUAGCAGGGAUAAAGGGGAUGUUCUUGGCUAAUAAGAGGAUUGACAACCAAGUGAAGACAUUUAUCACGUACAACAAAGGAAGAGACUGGCACCUGCUUCAGGCUCCUGACACUGAUCUGAGAGGCAACGCCAUAAACUGCCUGCUGCCGUAUUGCUCUUUACACCUCCACUUGAAAGUCUCCGAAAAUCCGUACACGACCGGUAACAUAGCGAGCAGAGAUACGGCGCCCGGCAUCAUCGUGGCUUCAGGGAAUAUUGGAUCGGAACUGACGGAAAGUGAGCUCAGUAUGUUCGUCUCAUCGGAUGCCGGGAACACUUGGAGACAGAUAUUUGAAGAGGAGCACAGUGUUUUGUUCCUGGAUCAAGGCGGUGUUUUGGUUGCCAUGAAACACACUUCACUCCCGAUCCGCCAUUUAUGGCUAAGUUUUGAUGAGGGCCGGUCGUGGAGCAAAUACACCUUCACGUCAAACCCACUGUUCGUCGACGGUGUUCUGGGGGAGCCGGGGGAAGAGACAUUGAUUAUGACGGUCUUUGGCCAUUUCGGCCACCGAUCAGAGUGGCAGCUGGUGAAAGUGGACUACAAGUCAAUUUUCGACCGGCGAUGUACCCCAGAAGAUUACUUACCGUGGCAACUCCACAGCCAGGGAGAAGCCUGUAUAAUGGGAGCCAAGCGGACGUACAAGAAACGGAGAUUAGAGCGGAAAUGUAUGCAAGGAAGGUACCCCAGAACGAUGUCAUCUGACCCCUGCGUGUGCACCGAGGCGGACUUUGAGUGUGAUUAUGGCUACGAGAGGUACACCAAUGGCCAGUGUUUGCCGGCGUUCUGGUACAACCCGUCUUCAUUAUCGAAGGACUGCAGCUAUGGGCAGAGUUACCUGAACAGCACUGGAUACAGAAAAGUUGUCUCUAAUAACUGCACGGACGGCGUGAGGGAGCAGUACACGGCUAAACCGCAGCAAUGUCCCGGGAAAGCGCCCCACGGUCUGCGUAUCAUAACGAUGGAUGGCAAACUAACCGCCGAGCAAGGACACAACGUCACGUUUGCCCUACAGCUGGAGGAGGGAGACGUUCAGAGGAUGAAUAUUCAGGUGGAUUUCGGGGAUGGCAUAGCUGCUUCGUACGCCAACCUCAGUGCCACGGAGGACGGCAUCAAACAUGUCUACCAGAACGUGGGAAUCUUCCGUGUCUCGGUGCAGGUGGACAACAACCUGGGAUCCGCCAGCGCGACCCUCUACUUACACGUAACCGCCCCCCUGGAACAUGUCCAUUUGGUGCUGCCGUUCGUAACCACAAAGAAUAAAGAGGUGAAUGCGUCGGUGGUCCUGUGGCCGAGUCACGUGGGGACCCUCACGUACAUCUGGUGGCUUGGAAAUAACAGCGAGCCGCUCAUCAGUCUGGACGGAAGCAUCUCCUUCACGUUUACAGCCGAAGGAAUGAACGCGAUCACCGUGCAGGUCUCGGCAGGGAAUGCGAUUCUCCAGGACACCAAGACCAUCGCUGUGUAUGAGCAGUUCCAGUCUUUGAGGUUGUCGUUCUCACCCAACCUGGACGAAUACAACCCCGACAUCCCUGAGUGGAGAAAAGAUAUAAGUCGUGUGAUUAAGAAGGCGCUCAUGUAUGCGACCGGGGUGAACAGCAAGCAGAUUUUGGUCGCCAUCCUUCCGGGAUUGCCCACUUCUGCAGAACUCUUUAUCCUGCCGUAUCCAGAUGGGCCGGGCGAAGGCAAGAAGAAGUCCGAAGACCUAGUGCAGAUUUCUGACGUAUUCAUCAACAAACUCAACCAAGACCUGGUGCAUUUCGAGCUGAAGCCGGGCGUCCGCGUCCUCGUCCACGCGGCUCAUCUAACAGCAGCCCCGUUGGUGGACCUGGCUUCGACUCACAGCGGAUCCGCGAUGCUGAUGCUCCUCUCCGUGGUCUUUGUGGGGCUGGCCGUCUUCGUCAUCUACAAAUUCAAGAGGAAAAUUCCUGGAAUUAAUGUUUAUGCACAGAUGCAGAAUGAGAAAGAGAGAGAGAUGGUCAGCCCAGGGAGUCAAAAUGAAAGCAUGCUAUCACCUAUUGUCACUCACACUCAGCCGGUGGGCCCUGAGCAGCUGGUACAGGGCAAGGUGGAAACUCAGCCCAUAGGAAGUAUUUCCAUAGUUGCUGAAAAUCAAAGCACAAACGAAAACCCAACCUAUGUAAAUGUUUGAACGGAAGACGUCCCCCCUGCAUUCGGGCAUCAAUUCUUCAGAUGAAACGAUGGUUUAUAGCUUUAAACCUGUUCGAGAGGAUACGUCGGAAUAUGUACAGGUUCCAAAUUUCAAAGGGGCACUUCUACCUUCUUAAUCAAUUCACUUGUGUUUGUAAGUGAUGAAAUACUUUCCUUAUACCAAGAAAUUGCAUGUAAUAAACCCCUAUACUCAAGGUCUUAGGAUCCGAGGUGGGCGUGAAAGAGACCCGUUCUACCCAAACUACUCCAGACACAACCAGUAGCAGCACUACCCACACCAAAUGCACCCUAUAUUUUGAGAUGGGGAGAAUUUUUUUAUUCCCCGCAGAAUUUUCGGGAUUCCUACACUUCCAAAAGGGUUCUAUGUUAUGGAGCCACCUGGUGGUGAAGAAGUGUUACUGCAAGUCAAGCUGCUCUGGUAGCUUUUUGAGUGCCAAAGUAGAGAAGUCUCAACCUUUUCUGCACUCUGGGGGUUCAAAGUAAAUGAUCUGCGACUCUUUCGCAUCUGGAAGAGGCCUAUUCUUUUUUUGGCAGGGAGAUAUGACAUCAUCUUGUGCUUUUAUUAGAAGGGGGGUGGGAAGGAAGUUGCUUGUAUAUAGACCUUUCUAAAGAAAUUGUAUAAAUCGUUAAAAAAAAAAAAAGUUUUAGUUCACUCAUAAUUGGUCAAAUGUGAUGUCAGCUGAUUUGACUCUAUAUCACAAACAGUAUUCAGACAGAAAGGCAUUCUGGGCGAUAGCAAUGUGGUUUUCUUUUAACCCUUUUGGUCCAAGAUGAUAUCUGAAUGUGUUGAGUUACUGUACGCAUGCAUUCAAAGGAUCUGCGCAUAGCAGUCUGUGUUGUGUUUGAAACAUUUGAACUUAAGCCUGUAUAAGGCAAAUAUUCAGAGAUGACAUCAUGUGCGUGAUAAUAUCCUGACGCUUUAAAAAAAACAAACUAAACAUUUUUUUGUUUUGCUCAUUCAGCAACACUUUGAGUGUCUGUUUGGUUGCAAUUCCUAUUAUUUAUUUAUUUUUUUAAAAAAAAAUAAAAGAACACAUUGGAAUUUAGAAUUUAGUCGGAAACAAAUUCAUACAGAACCAAAUCCACAAAGGAUCGGAUGCCACUUUCACGUCAUAAAAGGCUGAAGCAACGAGAAGAUCAAUUCCGCUGCUGUUAACGGCGUCCUUUCCGUCCUACGUAUUAUUACAGUAUGCGAUAUGUUGGAAACUAACAAAAAGCAAUUAUUAGCACCGAUAAUAUGUUCUUUUCUCUGUGUUGCUGGAGUCCUGUCCUUGUCUAUUGUUAUUGCGACAACAAGAUCUUAGAUAAUGUUUAAAGUAUAUAAUUGCUUCCGGUUUCCUGUCAAUCCACUGGAACUAGCGAAGGUUCUGUAACAGAAAACACCAGCAAAGACUGUCAUUUAUAGUACUGUUUGACCACACCCACUUCCUGCCCAUGCCCCACCCACUCCCCUACUCAGAUAAUUGCCCACCCCUUUUAAGUCUAUUUAGGGCUAUCUCUACCAAUGAGCAUGGCUAGCUCUGACCCUUAUGUAGUCCCCGCCCCUUUUCCCAUCCCCCUAUAAGUAGCUCGAGAGCUUCCGGCACCAGGCAGUACCCCGGUAUGGUAGAAAAGUCCUUUGGGGAAAGAUUACUGAGCAGGAAUACCAUGACUGAAUAUUAAUCUAUAGAUCUAGUAAUUAACCAUGUAAAUGAGCUUAAUGAAAAUGGUGUUUCAAGGGUUAAACUCUAUAUUUAACAGCUAUUGUCCCGCUAUAACUAGAGGGAAUGUUUUUUUUUUUUUCCUCACCGUAGCGACCAACUGAAUGGUCCAUUUAGCACAAUAUUUUAUUGGUUUCUAUGGCGAUAAAACCACUUCUGGAACUUCGGAUCAGAACCACUUUUUAUGCAUAUUCUUUUCAAUAAAAUAUCUACACUAAUGAAAUAUUGUUAAAACUGAGAAUAUGCCAGCGAGUUCCCUCGGCUUUUUUGGGGGGGAUGGGGAAAAUACUUUGGAACUUAAGUUUAAACGAUGGCUGUAGACACCUCAUUAUAUGUCGGAACAGUGGAACUCAAUCACAAGUGAAUCCCAAUCCCAAUGAAUGGGCAGAAGCUGAUAUUCAAUUAAGGAAAAAUGUUAUUUUUUUAAUCGUUUUCCAGAAUAAGUGAAAGCAGAGAAAAGGAUAGAUAUUUUAUUUAUCUUAAUUUUUUUUCUUACCCUUUUUAGAAACCUUAACAGUUACUUGACUGUAUUCUUUGGUUAAUAAUACCAAAAAUAUAAAAAAUAUUUUUUUUAGGUAUAUCCACAGUGUGUCUAUAUAUAUAUAUAUAUAUACACAUGGGGCAGACCAUUUUAGGUUAAAUUAAGACCCUAAUUUCUGACCCAUCUCAUAUUUAUAAGUAGCAAUUCUGGGGCAAUCACCAUGGAAACCAGCUGACUCAAUUAACCCUUUCCCUAGAAUUGUUCUUUAUACAUAUGUUCAUGCAUUAGCUAAUAUAACUAUAACACUGCCCUGGUGCCAACAGUGAAUGCGGAAUAUUUUAGAAAAAAAAUUGCGAUAUUUCAAUACUUUCUGUUUUCAGGUAUUAUGUGGGUUUAAUGUGAUACUUAAAAUUAAGUUUAUAUGAAAGAAUAUAAAUGGUUUUAAACUCAGGAUUCAUGAUCAUAAAAAUAUUACAUUGCAAUAAAAUUUGAAGUAUACAUUUGUACUUUUAUAAUGGAUGACAUCAUAACUUUUCUUUUCUCCCUCUUCAGUAUAUCGGUGAAGUGUAUUUUGGGAAUUUUAUUUCAACUGCAUUUUAACACAAAUUCUCUUUAUAAAUCUUCCUGACAAAGUUUUUGAACUAACCAAUUUGGCGCGAAAAGCAAGGACCUUAAAAGGGUUAAUACAAUGGCAAAGGGAAAAACAUUGUAUCACCGUAGGAAUGCCGUAUAUAUAUAUAUAUAUAUAUUUUAAUGUGCAAAUUUGUGCUGGUUUUCCUCUUAUUUUACAAGUUUGUAGGAAAAUAAAUUCUUAAAUAAAAUAUUAUUGGUAUCGGAGU
Messenger RNA from Spea bombifrons (plains spadefoot toad), 7009 nucleotides. It is a transcript of the gene SORCS1, whose product is annotated as sortilin related VPS10 domain containing receptor 1. Gene Ontology annotation, molecular function: protein binding. NCBI's taxonomy places the organism in Eukaryota, Metazoa, Chordata, Amphibia, Anura, Pelobatidae. The transcript is spliced from 27 exons. Gene Ontology annotation, biological process: post-Golgi vesicle-mediated transport. Bases 1 to 3969 code for a protein of 1322 amino acids. Gene Ontology annotation, cellular component: Golgi apparatus; membrane. The record is from RefSeq and is a predicted model, not a curated record.